This is a messenger RNA of Ilex paraguariensis (yerba mate), 1383 nucleotides long. The record is from the annotation of a GenBank genome assembly. NCBI's taxonomy places the organism in Eukaryota, Viridiplantae, Streptophyta, Magnoliopsida, Aquifoliales, Aquifoliaceae.
AUGGAAUUAUCUAUCGUGCAGGAGGUCUUGGGAGUUGAGUUUGGAAAAGUCACGAAGGAUGCUGAGGGCAAACUUGAGGAAUUGUACAGGGAAUAUUUGAUUGAAUAUAUAAGUCGAGUUUCCCUUGAAAGAAAAGCAUUGGAAAUUGUAAAUGAAUUAAGGUUGGAAGUUACAGAAAUGGAAGGAUUGAAGCAAGAGUUACUUUUACCGGAAAUGUCUAUGAAAGAAAAAGAGAAGUGUGUGUCGGAAUUAUCAGCUACCUUGCUGAAACAAGGGGAGCAGUUGGAACUAGCUUCUCAGGAGCUUAAUAAUUUAAGAUGCUAUGCAAGCCAACAGCAAACAAUAAUAUCCGAAAGCAAUAAGGAAUUAGAUUUGCUGAAGAGUCAAUUGGAAGAAGCAUUGGAACAAAAUGAAGUACAUAAUGUGGAAAUAGACAAAUUGAAUCAAAAGCUUGAACAAGCAAUGGAGGAGUUAAAGGAAGCUAAUCAACAAAAAAAGGUUAUCCUCACCCUUACCCAAGAGAAGCAAAGCAUUUUAUUAUUGGUUGAAGUCAAGGAAAAGGAACACAAGAAGCAAAUGGAAACAGUAAAUGUUCUUGUACAUGGGCUGUCAAAAAUGAUUUCUGAUUUUGAAUGUCUAGUAGCAGAGGAUAUCCGAAAAAAUAACAUCAGGUUGGAACAUUUAAAUCCUCAAUCGAGUUCUCUUAUCCAACAAGCUUGUUUGCAGUCAGACAUGGAUGAACUCGUAUCACAAAUGCCAGAGUCUUCUAUGCAAUCUUCAUCUGCAGUAGAUGAAGUUUUCACUCAAGUCAUGGGACCGGAGCAACCUGGACGUGUUAGAACAUAUGGUUUUGGACCAUCUCCGAGAGAUGUGUCUGGACAUAAAAAAUCAGAAGAGAUGCAAGCAAUGCAGUCCCAACUAGAUGAGCAAUUGAGUAGACAUAAGGCAGAGAUGGAGGCUAAGCAGUUAGAGAUGAAGACUCAACAGGCACAAAUCAAGAAGCAAAUGAGUCAGAUGGAAGCUAAGUUUGAGGCUCAACAAAGACAGUUUGAGGUUUUUCUUGUUCAAAUGCGUGCAAUGGGUAUGUCUAUUCCCGAACCAGUUCACAAAAAUACAGAUCCACUUCAGGUUGAAAAGGUUCAUCGACAAAAGAGAGCGAAAUUGCAGCAUAUUAAUAACAAUGCAGCGAAAUUCCCAUCCAAUGCACACGGAUUAGGAACAGCAGCACUGUCAGCAAAAGAACUGGAGGCUCUCCCAUUUUGCGCCAUUGCAUAUGCUCUGACUGGUAUAUUUGGUACUCUGAUUUGCUCAGAUCCGGCAGUCAGACAAAGCUUGCUUGCAGAAUUCACUGCUUUAUAUGGUUUUGUUGAGAGUUCUUGUUAA